Lycium barbarum (goji berry) is the source of this 997-nucleotide messenger RNA. RefSeq lists its product as uncharacterized. Lineage: Eukaryota; Viridiplantae; Streptophyta; Magnoliopsida; Solanales; Solanaceae. The coding region runs from base 190 to 498 and encodes 102 amino acids. The record is from RefSeq and is a predicted model, not a curated record. The transcript is spliced from 2 exons.
CGAUGGAUGAGUGAAAAAUAGUUGACACCACAUAUUACACCUAUAUAUAACUGUCCUUUAUUCCUCUUAUGGUUACCAAAUCUCAGUUACUUUUACAUAACAAAAAGGCAUUUUCCUACGGUAAAAAGGAAUCUAUAUACUUUAGACACUAUUUUUGAGUGAAAAAAAAAAAAGGCUGAAUCUACGACUAUGGAGAUGAAGCUUGAAGAACAAUUAGUGGAUAUGGAGGAAGAGAAAGGUGAUGAGAAACCAAGAGAAUUGUUUCUUGCAGAGCUAAAUCUUGUUUUAAUUCUUUCGUUUUUUUCAUUAUCAUCUGAAGAACGAAAAUUAGAGGAAUUGGAGAUUGAUAAUGACAAAGAUUAUCAAGCACACAACGUUAUUUCUAAACUGAAGUCCAAAAAACGAGGAGGAAUUAAUAAAUACAGGGCUACUGAUCAACAUGAAUUUCCCAGGUUCCAGACCAAGAUUAAGGAUUGCAGACACUGCAGAAGGAUGUGAGGAAUAACUUUGGAGCAAAGCAAGCAGAAAGAAACUCCCACAAGAGAAUGUCAUUUCCAUUUAUGGUAGAGGAAAAUGGAUGAGACAGAGAGAGAACAGAAUCUUUUUUUUAGAGAAGAUAGAGAAAACGAGAGACAUGCAUUUGCAUGGCAAACAUCUUUAAAUUAAGUUUACAGAAGCAUUCUUAAUACUUUCAUAUUUUGUUUCAGCAUUUUAUAGAGCAAUUCUGUGUUUUUGCUGUAUUAUGAGCCAAGGGUCUAUCGAAAACAACCUCUCUAUCUUCCAGUUAGGGGUAAGGUUUGCGUACACUCUACCCUCUCUAGACCCACUUGUAAAAUUUCACUGGGUAUGUUGUUGCCGUCGUCGUCAUUUUGUAGAGCAAUUUAUUGCAGAGCCACAACUAGAUAAAUAAAUAAAACGUUUUGUAGUCUCAUAUAACCACAACUAAACAAUGUAUUGGCAAAUCUAAUGACGUUUUACUCCAGUUUGUCAACAUAGA